Molecule: messenger RNA, 2163 nt
Organism: Pteropus alecto (black flying fox)
Lineage: Eukaryota; Metazoa; Chordata; Mammalia; Chiroptera; Pteropodidae
Product: nuclear body protein SP140
Exons: 21
Coding region: 1-1845 (614 amino acids)
Biological process (GO): regulation of transcription by RNA polymerase II
Cellular component (GO): nucleus
Molecular function (GO): DNA binding; DNA-binding transcription factor activity, RNA polymerase II-specific; protein binding
Source: RefSeq, a predicted model, not a curated record
AUGAAUGUGCCCAAGAAUCUGAACAAGCAGCUCGGCUCCCAACACUCACCUCUCCAAAGAAAUAAUGUAAGAAGGUUAGAAGAGAGACCCAACUUACUGCCCCAGGACAGACAAGAGGACAGCAAAGCCUGUUGUGAACCUGGUGAUGGAGAAGAGCCUCAGGAAGUCUCGAGCUCCUCAUUGGGGUCUGGGGCAGUGUCCUGUGAACUUGUAGAUCUAGAACGGGAUGAAAGAGGAACGUCAGAAGAAAUGCCAACAUUACUACCUUAUGAUGGAGAAAUGUUGUGUGAUCCUGAAACUCCCCAAAUGAUCACCGAAAAAGAACGAGACGAGGUGGCCAGCCCAGCACUAUGUGACAGAGAAGUGUCUGGUGAAGUAGAAGCUCUCCAAAGGGAGAGAGAAGGAGAAUCGGAGGAGCUUCCUUCUAGCCGACUAUCCUGUGAUGGACAAGUGUCUGUUGGAAUAGAAGCUCUCCAAAGGGAUAGAGAAGGAGAAUCAGAAGAGCUUCCCUCUAGCCCUCUACCCUGUGAUGGACAAGGAACAGAGCGACCAGUAGGUGGGAAUGAGAACGAUUCCAAUGUUAUGAGCUUCUCUAAAGACAUUCCAGAAUGUACUGAAGCAAGGACUGAAAGUAGUCGAGCAUGUGACACAAUAGAAACCGUGGACCUUGGAAGCAACUCUAUUUUGGGAAAACUCAGGAAGAAAAGAGUAAAAAAAAGGGGGUAUUCCUGGUCAAGGAAUAAAAAAAGACGGCAGAGAAACGUACAUCAAAAAGGAGCAGAGCUACCAGCACGUGCAAAUGAAAAGUAUUCCUGUGUUAUGGGUUCCUCAAAAGGUGUACCUGUAGGUCCGAAAGCAAGGACUAAAGGUAGCCGAGAAUGUGACACAACAGAAACUGUGGACCUUGGAAACAACUCUAGUUCGGGGACACUCAGGAGGAAAAGAGGGUCAAGAAAGCACAGAGAUGAAAGUGUGGAUUUUCACGCUGAAAUACUUCCUGUGACCUGUGGUGCAUUGAAGGGGAUGUUAUAUAAAAACAAAUUGAAAAAAGGAUCCAUCAAGAAGUGUAUAAGGGGAAAGGAUGGAAAUUGGUUCACCCCCAAGGAAUUUGAAAUCAAAGGAGGCCAUGAAAGAUCAAAAUCCUGGAAAAUGAGUGUGCGCUGCGGUGGGAAGCCCCUAAAAUGGCUGAUGGAGGAAGGAUAUCUACCUAAUCCUCCAAGAAUAUAUGGCAGGAGAAAACAGCAGAGACUACCAAACUCUCAUGACAACACUUCCAUUGACCUAUGUCAGAGAAACUCAGAUGUAUGUGAGGUCUGCCAUGAUGGAGGAAAGCUGUUUUGUUGUGACACUUGUUCAAGAUCCUUUCAUGAGGACUGUCACCUGCCACCUGUGGAAACUGAGAGGGACCAGUGGAGUUGCAUCUUCUGCAGGAUAAAGGCGUAUACAGCAAGUCAGAAGUGUAACAGGGAAUCUGAGGUCCUGGAGAAGCAGAUGGGGCCCGAGGAGCAGUUGGCAUGUGAAUUCCUCCUUGUGAAAGUCUAUUGCCAUUCAGAGAGCUCGUUUUUUGCGAAGAUUCCGUAUUAUUAUUAUAUUAAUGAGGCUUCUCAAAAGCUAAAUGAACCCAUGUGGCUGGACAAAAUCAAAAGGAGGCUAAAGGAGCAGGGUUACCCCCAGGUGGAGGGGUUCGUGCGGGACAUGCGCCUCAUCUUUCAGAACCACAGGGCAUAUUAUAAGUACAAUGAUUUUGGCCUAAUGGGACUUAGACUGGAGGCAGAAUUUGAGAAGAGUUUCAAGGAAGUGUUUGCUAUUCAGGAAACAAAUGAGAACAGUUCACUGGUACAGUGAAUGCUGUUGAUACUGGAGAAUCCCCUCUGGGAACAGCCUUCUCAACCUCCAGCUGCUGUAAGGGUUGGCGGCUGAUGCAACUCCGCCCCUAAGUUUUUACUUUGGCCAAAUAAAGCCAACUUCACCUGGAGGUUACACCUCUUUGGCUUGGGGGCUGGCCAACUUCCCUUGGGCAGAACCAACGUGUGGAGUGAUUCAUGCUCCUGUGUUCUCCCAGGGAUCAGGCUGCAACUAGUCUCCGGUUGUGGUCACCACGUUGUUACUUCGCUUUCCCACCACACAUCCUGCUUCCUUUGCCCCAUUUCUCCUAAUUGAACU